Molecule: messenger RNA, 2503 nt
Organism: Drosophila mauritiana
Lineage: Eukaryota; Metazoa; Arthropoda; Insecta; Diptera; Drosophilidae
Exons: 2
Coding region: 1127-1585 (152 amino acids)
Source: RefSeq, a predicted model, not a curated record
GCGGCUGGGACCACCUUCGCAGGCACGCGAGCCAGCUUGGAAUUUACCACAAAUUCGCACCCAUCGAUGGCCAUCGUGGCUGGGAUGACGCAUGGAAAUGCUCUGGAAAAGCAAUUUCGGGCUGCCGAUGGGUUGCGAGUUUCGCCAAUUAACAAUGGCACAACGUUAAUCGAAACGAAGUACAGUUUACCCGGCUUCGCCAGAAGCCUCCCGACCGCAGAUGGCCAGCACAUGCUAAUAGCGCCACAUCUCUCGGUUGCUCGCACCAAACGUAGUUUCUCUGGCCCAUAAACUGACUGCCAACUAACUACCGACUUCUGUCCAUUUGUGGAUGCCUCCCGUUGAGUCGGGACGUGGACGUGGACGUGGACGUGGACGGCGACGGGAUGGGCACGGAGAUCGAGAAACCGGCAGGCAACCAUUCAGGCAGCAGGCGGCGGCAAAAAGUGGCAAAUGUAAUUUAAUAAAUUAAUUACAUCAAUUAGCUGCUGCAUUUUUAUUGAAAUUGCUGUAAAUAUUGGGCUAGACAACUCGAGCAGCCAGCAGCAGCCAUUUUGCGGGGAUUUAUGGGGCAUUUUUCAUCGCCGUUCGCCGGAGGAGAGUCUAACUUAUGGCGAAUUUAUGCGACGUGGUCCGGAGGAGUGUACUCCUGGCAUGGGACCAAAUGAAGGCGCUUUGUAUUGAUUAGCGUGCGGUGAUCCGGACAAGUGGCCCACUGCCUGGCGGGCCGGACCAUGCGAUCUAAAACAAUUUUCCAGCGGCAGACCGCACGGAGCGAAGUCAAGUGCCCCAUCCCAUCCGCACGCCGGAGCAGAUGGCUUAAUUUACGGUGUCGCGCGCGGACGUGACUGAACUGCUACCACCUCCAUCUGCAUAAUCAGCUGGUUACUGACCACUGGGCACUCGAAAUGGCCGCAAUCCCUCGAGCAUUAGAACAGUGGCUGCAUAUUGAUGGAGCGCCAAGUGCACUGCUCCAAAGGUGCAUUAGCUGAUUGAUUUGAGCUUCGGCCUUUGCUUUGCUUUUCGGGUCAAUGUCAACGUUGUUUUCGGUGGGACGCACUAUCCGAAUCUUAAGCAGCUUGUAUAAAAUUGGGCCCCGCCGCCCCAGCGCCACAUAUUCAUCGCAAUGGCGCUCAGCUCGACGGUUGUCUCUCUUCUCGCCGGUUUGCUCCUCCUCAGCCUCGCGCGGGCAGAUGUGGGCGUGGCCACGCAGCGUCUUCGCCCAGCGGAGCAGCAGAAAUCGGCCCUGUAUCCAGCAGCCGGCUUUAAGCCCUCUAGACAGUUUGGCCUCCCGGCAACCGCCCAGCAACCGAAAUCCGCCCGUCUUGUGGCCAACAGUGAGGCGCAGGAGGAUCUCGACGACGCCGCCGAGGAGGUGGAGGUGACCCAACCCAAGGCAGUUCCUGUGCCACGCCUAGUUCCUGCUCCAGGGCCAGCAUUACCGGUAACUCCCACCAUCGCAUACUAUCCGGCCGGAGCCGUGGGAUUCGUCCAGCCAUCAACUUUCGCCAAGUUCAUCGGGGGCCCACAGCAGGCGGCACCAUAUGUAGCUGCGCCGCAGUACUACCAAGCCUAUUUUGGAUAGACAUGAACAGAUACAGGUGCAGAUACAGAUACAGAUACAACUACAGAUACAGAUAUAAAUUAACUUAGAUAACUUAAAUUGUUAAGCCUGGCCUGUUCCACACAGACAGUAAUCCCAUUCUACAUAUAUUUACUCGGGAUCUUUAUCGGAGUCCAUCAUACAUAUGUCCAUCUGUCCGUAUGAACGUAGAAAUAUCUGAAAUUAUAAGAACGAGAAGAUUCAGUUUGUGUCAGAACAAUUCAAUUUCAAUUUCUUAUUUAUUGGUGCAUUUCUCUUGGCAAAAUCUAUCGAUACGCCAACAAAAUUUUAUUUUUCCAAGUUACCCCUGAUAUGUGUUUCAGUUGAAUAACAGAAUCUACAAUCCUGAUCAAGACUAUAUUUGACCUAGUUUUUGUUAUUUGGGCCCAAAUAAAACAGCUAACUUACUACGACAUCUGAAAGCCCUUUAUUGAUGUUUUUCCCAUUUCGUUACUUAUAUUUUGGUGGUUUUAUUUUGAAUUACAUACAUAUGUCGGCUGAUUAGCUAGUGUUGCCAAAUUCGAGAAAUAAAUUUCCUGCUCAAUGUCUAGUUCGAAAUUCGCAUCAAAUAUAGCGGUAUAUUGCACAAAACUUUCAACAUAUGAGUGGCAUGGAAUGAUUUGUAAAAGAGGACUUGCUACCACUGAAACUACUUCCUAGUUGCCAGAGGUACUUGCGUUUAAUUGUUCCUUUGAUCAUUCGCAUGGUGCGAUCGGAGGCCAGUCGACGAAGCAUGCUCCAUCAAAACGCCAAAUCCUCCGACGACAGCAAUUCUGGCUGCUGGCCAAACGGUAGGACGUUUAGGCAGAGGAGAGUAGGCUGGGGAGGUGGAGCUCUGACAAUGAGUGAGCAGCGAUAAUCUAUUAUGACCGUAACAAGAAAUAAAUCCCAACUCGGUAA